AAUUUUAUCAAAAUACCAACAAUGAACAUUAAGCCACGACUUUAUGGAGAUGCAAAUCUAAAAAAGAGACCAUCAUACUUUGAAUUUGAAAACAUCGAUAUUCAUUAUGGACAACUUGACAAUUAUGAGAUUGUCAGGAAAAUUGGAAGAGGAAAAUAUGCAGAGGUUUUUGAAGGAAUCAACGUAAAUACACUUCAAAAGGUUGUAAUCAAAGCCUUGAAACCAAUAAGAUAGAAGAAGAUAAAGAGAGAAAUCAAAAUAUUACAAAAUUUGAAUGGACAAAACAAUGUAUUGAAAUUACUUGAUGUUGUGUUCGAUCCAGCCUCGAAGACUACUAGUUUGAUUCUUGAGUUCAUCAACAACACAGAUUACAGAGUGCUGUAUCCUUAGUUGCAGGAUCAGGAUGUUCGCUUUUACAUGUAUGAAAUUUUGAAAGCCCUAGAUCAUUGUCAUAGUAUGGGUAUAAUUCAUAGAGAUAUCAAACCUCAUAACAUAAUGAUUGAUCAUGAAAAGAAGCUAUUGAAAUUGAUUGACUUUGGAUUGGCAGAGUUCUAUUUCCCCAAUAAAAAUUAUAACUGUAGAGUGGCUUCUCGAUAUUUUAAAUCUCCAGAGCUUCUCUUAGACUAUUAAUAUUAUGAUUAUAGUUUAGAUAUUUGGAGUUUGGGAUGCUUAUUUGCUGGAAUCAUAUUCUAACAAGAGCCCUUCUUCCACGGAUAAGACAAUAAUGAUCAAUUGGAUAAAAUUGCAAGAGUGUUGGGCACAGACGAUUUGAUGAAUUAUCUCUAGAAGUACAACAUUUCAUUGGGUCCAAACUUUGAGAAUGUAUUAGGAUAACAUCCUAAAAAACCAUUCAGCAAAUUUGUGAAUGAAGACAAUGAAUAUUUGGCUAAGGCUGAUGCAAUUGAAUUAUUAUAGAGCAUGCUUAUCUAUGAUCAUAAUCUAAGAAUUACAGCCAAAGAAGCAAUGUCGCAUCCUUAUUUCCAAUCAAUCAGAAAGAACUCUAAAAGAUAAUGAUAGUUAGAGUCUUAAAUUAAUAUCAAAUAUAAACACCAUUAUCAUAUAGUAUUUAUUAA
Messenger RNA from Paramecium tetraurelia, 1073 nucleotides. RefSeq lists its product as uncharacterized. Gene Ontology annotation, biological process: protein phosphorylation. Gene Ontology annotation, cellular component: cytosol; protein kinase CK2 complex; nucleus. The record is from RefSeq and is a predicted model, not a curated record. The transcript is spliced from 5 exons. NCBI's taxonomy places the organism in Eukaryota, Ciliophora, Oligohymenophorea, Peniculida, Parameciidae. Gene Ontology annotation, molecular function: protein serine/threonine kinase activity; ATP binding.